Molecule: messenger RNA, 11369 nt
Organism: Nycticebus coucang (slow loris)
Lineage: Eukaryota; Metazoa; Chordata; Mammalia; Primates; Lorisidae
Gene: BAHCC1
Product: BAH domain and coiled-coil containing 1
Exons: 28
Coding region: 1196-9148 (2650 amino acids)
Molecular function (GO): chromatin binding
Source: RefSeq, a predicted model, not a curated record
UGCAAAAGCUCUCCGAAUAAAUAUUAAAAAAAAGCUUAUCAGCUGAGCAAAUAUGUAUUCACUUAAUAAUUAUGUUUUCGGUUUUAGAUUAAAUCAGACACGAAAUAGUCUGCAAAUAAGACAUUGUAGAACCCAUAGCAUAAAAUAUAGCAAUUUAAAAUGGUAUUCACAAAAUGGGAAACAACUUAAUCGCUUUGUUGUCACGGUGGGACGGCUGAAAAAAAAAUGAGUUUUUUGGUGAACUUCAUAAUUAAGAAUAUUGUGCCCAUACAUCCCUCUUUGGUUGAAGGUGAUAUCAAACAUUAAAACAAUGUGUAUUAGUAAAUGAAGACAGGGAGAGAGCUUUUGGAGGGACGCACGGACACAGCGCGUGCACAAGCCAUAUGGAUUUGCUCCGGCGCUCCGCGCCCAGAGUCUGAAAUUGUCCCGGAUUUUGCCUCUGAGUGGACGCUCCGCGUUGGGUAGGGCUGCAAGAGAAGGGCCGCGAGCGUCAGUUCGAGGCGGCUUUGCUGGAGGUGGGGUGGAUGACCGAGGUCUGGAGUCUACUGAGACCCAGGGGCAAGGUUGUGCUGGGCAGGCGUGCCCACCCUCCCCGACUGGACACAGAUGCUGCAUGCCCGGCCUCCCGACCUCGCGGAGACCGGCCUCGUCUUGGUGAUCCCCGUAGGCACUGAAGGGAGAAAUCCCGUGGACGAUUUGGGACCGAGAGCUAGAACGACAUUCUGAUUCUCAACCACCCCACCAAACCCCCAAUACGCAGAGGAAGAUGCUGGGCGAAUUUGCUUGGGGGGUGGGGUGAUUGUUACAGCCUCGCCAGGAAGCUACAGGCUCCGGGACAGCAGGCCCGCCACUGCGGCUUGACGGCCCAGUCGAGCCAGCAGCCUCUUCGCCGAGGCGCCCUCGCUGCAGGGACCCGCGGAGACAAGAGGAAGCGGCGGGCAGUGCGGCCGGGUUUCCCCGGCUCCUCGGGGCCAGGCGUGGCCUGCACGAUUAUGGACCCGCACGGUGGCCGACGGCUCGGUGUGCGACCGCCCGGUAAGAAGCCCAGCCCGCCAGCGUGCUGACCGGCCCCGCCGCCACCGCUGCCGGUGACACCAGACACCGCCUCCUCCGCGCCGCCCGCGCGCCGAGCCGCCCCCGGGCCCCGGCCGCGCUGCUCCGGGGAAGCGGCGGCUGACCGGGGCCGGGGCCCGGCAUGGAUGGCCGCGACUUCGCGCCGCCGCCGCAUCUGCUGUCGGAGCGCGGGAGCCUGGGCCACCGCAGUGCCGCCGCCGCGCGCCUCGCCCCGGCCGGACCCGCUACGCAGCCCCCCGCGCAUUUCCAGCCAGGAAAGUACUUCCCGUCGCCGCUGCCCAUGGCUUCUCAUACAGCCAGCAGCCGCCUGAUGGGAAGUUCUCCAGCCUCCUCCUUCAUGGGCGGCUUCCUCACCAGCAGCCUGGGCUCUGCAGCCUCCACGCACCCCAGCGGCCCCACCUCCUCCCCCUCUGAGCAGGCCUACCGUGGCUCCCACCCAGCCACCUCCCAGAUCUGGUUCUCCCACUCCCACGAAGCUCCAGGGUACCCCAGGUUUUCGGGGAGUCUGGCAUCCACCUUCCUACCCGUGAGCCACUUGGAUCACCAUGGAAACAGCAAUGUUCUCUACGGGCAGCACCGUUUCUAUGGAGCCCAAAAAGAUAACUUCUACCUGCGCAAUCUGCCCCCCCAGCCUGCCCUCCUGCCUGCCAAUCAUAACUUCCCCAGCGUGGCCCGGGCUGCACCUGCCCACCACAUUGGCUCCUGUAGCCGUGACCGGGGUGAGGCCGGGCCUCUGCAGAAGGGCCUCAAGGAGUUCGACCGCUUCCUCAUGGGCAGGGAGCUGGGCAGAGAGAAGGCCAGCAAGGUGGUUGAGAGCAAGGAUCGGCCGGCAGCCGAGGAGGAUGCCGGCAAGGAGCGGCACAAGCUGGUAUUGGCCGACGGGCACUGCAAAGAGGGAGUCCCUGCACCCCGAGGCACCUGCGAGGGCCGCCCCAAGCACCCCACCUCCUGCCUCCUCAACACCAAGACGCUUGACAGCGACAUAAGCAAGGCUGCCCUGGCCAGCUGUGCAGGGGGCAUGCUGGGGAGGCCUGGCACAGGGGUGGUGGCCCCUGGACGCUGUGUGAAGGAGGCGGUAGGCCCUGUGGAGCCUGGGCCAGCCUUCAGUGAGUGCUUGGAGCGGCGACAGAGUCUGCACCACACUGCACCCUACUCAGUGCCAUCAGGCCUGCCUACCAGGCCUCCCCCGCCCCUUGGCACAGCCACAGGCUCCUAUCCCUGCUUGCAGCUGCAUGGGGGCCCCGAUGGUCUCUGCCCACUGCAGGAUAAAGUCCCUCGGGCCAGCGGGCCCACCUUCGUGCCUUCUGUGGGUCACCUAGCAGAAAAGAGCCGCCCCUUCCAGGCAGCCGAGGCCUGUGCUGUGGCGAGUGAAAGCAAGGACCGGCAUCUGGAGGGGGCCAUAGCUGCUGACCAUGCUGCACCGUAUGGAGUCUCCUAUGCCCAUCUGAAGGCCGAGGGCAAGGGCGAGCGGCGGUCUGGGGGCUUCGAGGCAGCCCUCAACCCCCGGCUGAAGGGCUUGGAGUAUCUCAGUAGUGCAGGCUCUGAGGCCACCUUCCCGGGACUCCCUAAAGGCUGUCUGGACAAAAGCGCCUACUUUGAGUUGCCCACCCCUUCGCAGGACUGUGCCCGACCUGGUCACCAGGACCCACUGGGUGGGAAGGCUACCCAGGCCUGCUGCACUUUAGACAAGACCCCCAGCAAGGAAGGCCCUGCUGGUGCCCCUGGGACCCAGAAGGUGGCCCGGAUUAGGCAUCAACAGCAUUUGGUGGCCCCCGAACCAGAGCCAGGGGGCACCGGGGCUGAGGCCAAGCACAAGUCCCUAGAGCUGGCUUCUCUGGGCUACGGAGGGCCCCAUCUGCCUCCGUGGGGUGUCCAGGCAGGCCAGGGCACGACCAUGGCCAUAAACGAGGAGCAGAAAUCCAGUGCCUACCUGGAUCCCUUCAGCGGCAGCCUGCAGCAGGCGGCACUCCUGUCCCAGGAGCUGCCCACCCCGCCGGACGAGGUCUCGGCCAUGAAGAACCUGCUCAAGUACAGCAACCAGGCCCUGGCCAUGGGCCAGAAGGCGCCAUUCGUGGGCCUGGGUGGCCUCAAGGCCAGCUGUGUGCAGCAGGAAGCCAAGUUCCCAUCCACCAAGGGCCCCGGCCCAGCAGAGAGGCCUGACUGUGCCCGUAGCCGGGAGCAUGAUACUCCAGUUGGUGAUGGGGAGGCACGCCAGCCGCCUGUGGGCAUCGCGGUAGCCUUGGCCCGCCAAAAGGAUACGGUGAGCCGGUCAGAGACGGCCUACAGUGCCAACACCGGGCGACAGGGCCGGGCUGCCCCCACAUUCAAAGCUGGCGGGGGGGCCCGCUCCGCACAUGUGCUGGAUCUGGAGGCUGAGGAGGAGAGGACACGGCUAUGUGAUGACCGCUUGGGGCUGGCCAGUCGCGAGCUGCUGUUGCAGGACAACAAAGACCUCGUGGACUUCUCCCGGAUGCACCCAUCCAGCAGCUGCCCCGGAGACCUGGCCCCCCACCUCAUGAUGCAGGGCAGCCAGCUGAGUGGGGACCCAACCCCCCACCCCCACCCCGCGCACCCCCCCUGGCUGCCCCGCACCCGCAGCCCUUCCUUAUGGAUGGGGGGACACUCCUACGGUCUGGGGCACCCCGCCCUACACCAGAACCUGCCCCCGGGCUUCCCUGCCUCUGUAGCCGGCCCUGUGCCCUCCGUCUUCCCCCUCCCCCAGGACACCCCCACGCAGCUGGUCAUCCUGCCCUCAGAGCCCACACCCCACAGUGCCCCCCACACGCUUGCCGAUGUCAUGGACCAGACCUCGCUGUGGCCCACCAUGUAUGGGGGCCGGGGCCCUGCCCCCCACAUGCAGCACCCAGGCCAGCUCCCUGUCUACUCACGCCCCCAACUCCUGCGACAACAGGAGCUCUAUGCCCUGCAGCAGCACCAGGAACAGCAGCAUCAGCAGCCACGGGCUGCCCAGUUCCAGCGGAAGCCAGAGGACCACCCCCUGGAACUGGAGGAACCCACACAGGAGAAGGCCCUAAAGUCCACCCACAAGCCAAUUGCCUUAACCCCCUCGGCCCAGGGCGCCCCCUCGCCUGCCACAGGCUCCACCAAGCUGCCACCUUGCUGCCACCCACCAACACUAAAGCCUCCAGCCAGCUGCCCCGCACCACCACCGCGGCCCAGCGCCCCGUGCACUUUAUCCGUCUGCUCUGCCGGUAGCCCCGGGCCUGGCUCCAAGGUGCCCAGCACUAAGGAUGAGAAUGGGGACGCCCAGCAGCCCAGGGCAGGUGUCACCUCACUGGAACCAGACCUGCCUCCUGGGUACACGCGCCCAGCAGCCACCACCAGCUUCUCCUCCUUGCCCUCAGACAUGCACUCAUCUGACCUCGAGGACCCCAAAACUAUGCAAACCGCUGCCCCAGGGGCCCAGGCUGAGCCUAUGAGGACGUUCCUGCCUAGGGAGCCACCCCCAUGCAGCCCUGUGAGCCUGGAAGGGCCUGGGCUGCUCUUGGGGGCCAAGGAGGCCACCCAGGACCUUGCCACCACCCCACACCCUGCCGAGCGGGGAGCCCAAGGGAAAGCAGUGGACCCUAGCCCACUUGAAGGGCUGCGAGAACUGCAAUGUGAGGUCCUCCUCAAUGGAGGGGGCUCCGAGGCCGACAUCCAGGCUCAUUCUACUCAGGGAGGCGCGCAGGAGGAGAGGAGCGAGAAGGAGGGAAGGGAGGAGGGGCACCAAGGGUCCUCACUGGAGGCAUCCCCUCAGGCCCCAAAACAGUGGGCAGGGAGCCCGGGAACCCUGGGUGAGGAGGGGGAGCAGCUAGCCCCUGCAGAGGCCAAGCUGGAGGACCCAGAGGAGGAGCAUCAUGGGUCUGCUGCUGACCACAGCACCCCAGCCAGAGCACUGUCGGGCUUGGAUGCCCUGGUGGCUGCCACCAUCGACCUGGGGGACCUGCCGAGCAGCAGCCUGCUGGACCCUCAGCCCCCAGUGGUCUCCAGGUCCCCCAGCACAGCCACCCUGCCCAGUAGCUCAGGGAUUCAUGGGAUUGCUCUGCUCAGCGAGCUGGCCGACCUGGACCUUCAAUGGCAAAGGAGUGAGCAGGCCAUACCAGAGGAGGAGGAGGAUGUGCUGGCCUUCAACCUACAGCACCUGGCUACACUAGCCACAGCCUGGUCCCUGGUGGAGGCCGCUGGCCUGGACAGCCCCACUGCCUCAGCACAGCCCUCCACUGGACAGCCCUGCAAUGUCCCCCGGCUCACCCCACGCAUGCAGAUCCUGCAGCGCAAAGACACCUGGGCCCCCAAGACCAAGCCUGUGUGCCCACUAAAGGCUGCCAUUGACCGGCUGGACACACAGGAGGUGGAGAUGCGCAUGCAGCUGGCAGAGCUGCAGCGGCGCUACAAGGAGAAACAGCGGGAGCUGGCCCGCCUGCAGCGCAGGCAUGAUCGCCAGAGAGAGGAGAGCUCUCGGAGCCCUGCACGGCGGGGGCCUGGCCGGCCCAGGAAGCGCAAACACUCCAACUUGCUUCCUGCCCUGCGGCCUGGGAGCCAGCUAGCCAGGACUGAUAGCAAGAAAGUCAAGGCAGUGCGUACCAGCCUGAGCCGACUCUGCGUGGAGAUGCGGGGAGGCGAGCGUGAGCCCACCCAGAAGCGGCGCAGACUGGAAAAAAGCAUCUACUCAGGCCUGCAGGCCACCUCUGUGGAGAAGGCACGAUGCAAGCAGAGCAGUGGCCAGAGUGGGCUGGUGUCUUCAGUGGCCCAGAAAGCAGCCCGGCUGAAGCCAAAGGUCAAAAGCAGGGGGCUGCCCACGGGCCUCAGUCCCUUCCAGCGGGUAGAGGUCAGCCCAGAGGGCCGCAUCCGUAAGGAGCUGUCCCGAAACAAGAGCACCAAGGCCCCAGGGGCAGCCCGGAACCCACAGCCUGAGGGCGACAGCAGCAGGGAGCUGCCCAGGUUCCCCAUCCAGCCGGUUGGGGUCUCAUCCCAUGAGGCAGGCAACGGCUAUGAUAGUGAGGACUGCGGGACUCUCUUGGGGACAGAGGCACCACCCAGGGAGCCUGGGCUGGUGCUGCACACGGGGCCCGGCGUGGCUGUGCUGGGGCCCUCACCGUCCUCCGUGGUCAAGAUGGAGGCCAACCAGAAGGCCAAAAAGAAAGAGGAGAGGCAGGGCCUGCUCGGGGCCUGCCGCCUAUCCAGCCCCGAGGGGGAGGUGAAGAUCAGGAGGCGGACGGGGAAGACAGAGGCCAAGCGGGAGCGGGCCCCAGGGCGGAAGCUGUCAGGAGCACCAGCCAAGAAGAAGGCCAAGGGUGGCCUGCAUGCAGAGCCAGGGGCCACCCCCAGCAGGGACACCCUCUUCAGCCCCUCCAGGGCCUUUGCCUGCCGUGAGGAGGGCAGCAAGCUGGCUAGCGAGCGUCUAAAGAGAGCCACUCGCAAGAGCACAGUGCUACAGCCAGUGCUGCGGCAGAAGAACGGGGCCCUGUCCAUCGCUCUGGCUGCCCGCAACGCCAAGGCCAUCCUAGGCAAGGGCAAGAAGCUGGGCAAAGCAAAGGGCAAGACAGUCCGCAAGCAGGGCAAGGGCCAGGCCGUGAGCCGUCUGCUGGAGAGCUUCUCUGUGGAGGAUGAUUUCGAGUUUGACGACAACAGCAGCUUCUCAAAUGAGGAGGAAGAGGAUGAGGAAGCAGCCAGUGGCCCACUGAGCAUAGAGCAGAGUGCUGCCCUGGCGCGCUCCUGUACCAUCCACAAGGAGGACCUGCAGGAUGGGCUGCCGGUGCUGAUCGCCAAGGAGGACAGCCUGCUGUAUGCAGGCAGCGUUCGGACCCUGCAGGCGCCCGACAUCUACAGCAUCGUCAUCGAGGGUGAGAGGGGCAACCGGCAGCGGGUCUACUCACUGGAGCAGCUCCUGCAGGAAGCGGUUCUUGAUGUGCGGCCGCAGUCUAGCCGGUACCUCCCGCCCGGCACUCGGGUCUGUGCAUACUGGAGCCAGAAGUCCCGCUGUCUAUACCCGGGAAACGUGGUCCGAGGCACCUCUGGUGAUGAGGAAGAGGACCUGGACUCUGUGGUGGUGGAGUUCGACGACGGGGACACAGGCCACAUCGCUGUCUCCAACGUCAGGCUCCUGCCCCCAGAUUUCAAGAUCCAGUGCACAGAGCCCUCCCCAGCCCUGCUGGUGUCCAGUAGCUGCCGGAAGACCAAGAAGGUGUCCAGCGAGGCCCCCCCACCCAGCAAGGCCACCGCCCCCCGCCUGUCCCCCAAAGCACAGGACAGCUCUGAAGCCUCAAAGCCCCUUGGGAAGAAAUCCCUUAGUAAAGACAAAGCUGGUAUUUGCAGGACUGCUGAAAACCGGGGUCAGGGGAGGCACCGUCUAGGGCAUGGGGAGCCUAGUGGCACACGGGGAGGGAAGCACAGGGGCAGCUCUCUGUGCUCAGCUGGGGCUGACUCUCCCUGGCCUCCUCACACAGGCAAAACCGAACUCCUAACCUCAGGUGCCAAGUCCCCCGUGGGGGCCUCAGACCACUUCCUGGGCCGUCAGGGCAGCCCCCUGCUGAGCUGGUCAGCAGUGGCCCAGACCAAGCGGAAAGCAGUGGCCGCAGCCACGGUGAACAAGGGGCCGGGGGUGCUACAGAACCUCUUCCAGCUCAACGGCAGCGCCAAGAAGCUGCGAGCCCAUGAUGCUCUGUUCCCCGCGCACAGUGUGGCCACACCCGUGUUCGGCAACGGCUUCCGUGCAGACUCCUUCAGCAGCCUGGCCAGCUCCUAUGCGCCCUUUGUCAGCGGGGCCGGCCCGGGCCUGCCCGGGGGUGCCCAUAAGCUGCUUCGAGCCAAGAGGGCUGAGCGGGUGGAGGCUGAGAAGGGCGGGCGGCGAAGGACAGGCAGUGAGUUCCUGGUCAAGCUGGACCGGGAGGGCGUGACCUCUCCCAAGAACAAGAACUGUAAGGCACUACUGACUGGAGACAAGGACUUCAGCCCCAAGCUGGGGCGUACCCUGCCCAGCCCCAGCUAUGCACACCCAGCCCUGGUGGGCAAGGACAGGAAAGUGCGGGUGCCUGUCCACCCGCUGCCCAUGGGGCUGGCACUCCGCAAGUUCGCGGGUCAGGCUGAGUACCCCCUACCCUGUGACAGCGACUGCCACAGCUCCUACUCAGAUGAGGAUGAGGACGGGCCAGGGCUGGCCACUGGCAUGCCCUCACGCUUCCUCGCCCGCCUGUCUGUGUCAUCCUCUUCGUCUGGCUCCUCCACCACCUCCUCCUCAGGCUCCGUGUCCACCUCCAGCCUCUGCUCCUCUGACAACGAGGACUCGUCCUACAGCUCAGACGACGAGGACCCUGCCCUGCUGCUGCAGACCUGCCUCUCCCACCCCGUGCCCACCCUGCUGGCCCAGCCUGAGGCUCUGCACGCCAAGGGGGGUGGCCCCCAUACGCACACUCAGCGCUGCUUCCUGUCCCGGCCCGCAGUGGCCUCGGGUGCAGGCGCCGGCCCCAGUGGAGGCAAAUCCAGACUGAAGUGCAAGGAGGCCCUGAGCUUCUCCAAAGCCAAAGAGCUUUCCCGGAGGCAGCGGCUGCCCUCUGUGGAAAACCGGCCAAAGAUCUCAGCCUUCCUGCCUGCCCGGCAGCUCUGGAAGUGGUCAGGGAACCCCACACAGCGGCGCGGCAUGAAGGGGAAGGCGAGGAAGCUGUUCUAUAAGGCCAUCGUGAGAGGCAAGGAGACACUGCGUGUCGGGGACUGUGCAGUCUUCCUGUCCGCUGGGCGGCCCAACCUGCCCUACAUCGGCCGCAUCGAGAGCAUGUGGGAGUCGUGGGGCAGCAAUAUGGUGGUCAAAGUCAAAUGGUUCUACCACCCCGAAGAGACCAAGCUAGGCAAGCGGCAGUGCGACGGCAAGAAUGCACUGUAUCAGUCCUGCCACGAGGAUGAGAAUGAUGUGCAGACCAUCUCCCACAAGUGCCAGGUCGUGGGGCGCGAGCAGUACGAGCAGAUGGCCCGGAGCCGGAAGCACCAUAGCCGGCAGGACCUCUACUACCUGGCAGGCACCUACGACCCCACCACAGGGCGCCUGGUGACAGCCGACGGUGUGCCCAUCCUGUGCUGAGCCCGCUUGGCAGCCAGCACAGAGCUGAGAGGUCAGACAGAGCCACGGAGGGACAGGCACGGGCAAGGCUCCCCCAGUGUCCAUGGAAGGAGAGAGCUUCCCGGCCACAGAGCCCCGUCCAUCCCCUCUGUUGCAGAGGGUCCUGCUGUGCCCCUACCAGGCUGCAGCCUGCCCCACUGGUGGGCCCUCUUGUUUUCCGCAGUUCACGAGAGAUUAGAAUCCAAGCCAUAUUUCCCUAGUACCUCCGACUGUCUCCCACCAGGGAAAGCAGAAAUCAGGUGUGUUGUCUAUUUAUUUCUCUAUGUAAAUAUUGUAUUUCUGUGGGGAAGUUUUAUGGAAAAAAGUGGGAAAGGAUUUUUCCCCAUCCAAAUGACGAGAGUGCGUGUGUCUGUAGGGACUGUUUAGGGUUUCUUUGGAAAUGCACUGUUCUCAGCCUCGCUGAGUUCCAACUGGGGCAUCUGUGAUGAUAGAGGCAGCCUGGAGUGGGGGCAGAGGCCAAAGGCCAUGGGAGGGUCAGGUGGACCCUCAGGGACAUGCUCUAAUCUCCUGGGGGCUGCUGUGUAAGAGGAAACUCACACUCGCAUUUAUUUCCUGUCAAUACAUCUCCUAGACAAGGAAGUCCUGGGCAGGGAGCGGUGAUGAGGGCCCCACAGCCAGAGAGGGGUUUCUCCACACCACCUGCAGCCCAGGACCAGCCGGCCCCCAGCCGGAGUAUGACAGCAGCCAUGUGUCUCUUUACCUCUAUUUAAAAUGAAACAAAUACAAACAAGUAUUUUAAAGCAUUGAUUAGAAAAAAAGUUAUGUUUUGAUUUUAUUUCUUGAAUAUUUCAACUUACAUCUGAUUUCAGCCAGUUUGUCUGAGGAGGAGUCAUCCUCCCCCCAGAGCAGGGAGGGGCCGGCCCCUCACGCUCUCUGCCCUCCCUGGCCCCUGACUCAGUGGAAAGCAGAAUGGCGUGAAGCUUCCUCACCCAAAUGCCCUUUGCUGAGAGCAGCAGGACGGCUCUGCCCUCUCUGGGCUGGUCCAUAGGCCCACUCAAUCCAUCUCCCCAAAUAACAUCGCCACUGCCCAAACCUCUAGCCACCAUUGUUGGCCUGCUCAGAGCUUGGGACGAUGGCAAGGCCUGGCUAAAGGUGUGGGGGACAAGGCUAGGUCUGCCAUCGCCACCCUGGCCCUGGGCCCCAAAGAUGUUUCUGGGCCUUCUUUGCAACCACCAGAUGGCCUAUUGUGGUAGUGCCUGGAGUGGACAGCAAGGGUCCCUCCUGACCGCCUGUACCCACACCCCAGACUCCGGUUCAGGGAGCACCACUGGGGCUCUGCCUCAGUAACCCCAGUAACCAAGGAGAACUUGGCAUCCCUUCCCUUCUCCUUUGGCUGACAAGGACAGACAGGGCCAGCCGGACCGGCAGCCUGAGCCCUCGUCCUGAGAAAGGUGUUGAGAGCCCCUGGCUCCCCUUGUCUGUCUGCAAUAGGCUCUCCUGGCCCACAGGGAGCUGCAGUAAAGUUCCCCCUGCUCCAGGUUGAGUUCCGUGUGAGCCACAGCCAGGUCUCUCAGAAGCACGGGUCAUGGGGGCCCCACACCCCGACCCUGGGGCCUGUUACUUUUGCCUGCUGCUGGCCACCCAAGGGCCACUCAUGGUGGCUGCACAGGAAACUUGAGGCAGGAGGGGUGACUUUGUAAUAGGGGACCCCUGCACGUAGCUUCCUGCUCCUACCCUGAGUUUACCCUUUGUCUUGGCAUGAGUGCAAUAUUUGCUCCUGGUGGGUGUCGGGAAGAUGGCCAGCCAUGGACCUGCCCAAGGCUGGGGAAUCAGAAACAAGUCUCGAGAAGAAGAGCGCGGCUGGGCAUGAAGGCCCAAGUCAGGGCUGUUUACCCCCAAGCACUGAGUAGGAGCCAGGAGGAAGGCCCUCCCUAGCAGCCUUGUCUCUUGUCCCUGUGCUGGGCUGCCCCAUGUCCUGUAGCUUUCUCUUCCCCUUUCUCCUUUCUGUAUGUGUAUGAAUGAUGUGACCCCUGCCCUCUAUUCGUGGUUAAACGUGGCGAAAGCACGAUUCUUGUAAAUGUGUAAACUAAGAGGAUGGUUGGAAUUUUUUUUCAAUGUAAACACUAAAAACAAAACAAAAACACAAAAGUUUUAUGGACGGCAAACUAUGUAAAGGCAUUUUAGUAUUAAAUUUUUUAUUGAUAACUUGCUUAAGAAUAAAUAUAUGAACUAUUGUACAGGU